AUGGCAGGAUUCUCUGACCUUUGCAAAGAGCUCGUCUUGGAGAUCUUGCGGCAUGUCGCUCCUCGCGAUCUCGGUUCAGCAUGUGCCGUCACCAAAUCUAUCUCCUACUUGGCGGCGCCGAUUCUCGCAGAGCACCGCAGACUAAAACAAUGGUUCUCAUCCAUCGAUAAUUUCGGUGAUCGAGACCCUGCGUUAGCUAGAUUCCUAAUCAAGGUCCUUGCUAAACCUCGAAUCGCUCACUACGUGCGCAGCCUGACCGUGGACAGCUGGGGGCCUGUGUGGGAGGCCAUAACUGACAGUGCUCGAAGUCCUGCGUCUACAAAGUCCCAGAAAUCUCGGUGCCGUUCGAACAAUUUGCAGCUCGUCAGGACCGCACUGCAGAAAACGCAGAUCAUUCGGGCAGACGAGGUAGAUGAGUGGCUGCAGGCCAUUCAACACUCUACCGAGGAUCAUCCAAUCCUCGCUCUGCUUUUACUCCAGCUGCCCAACCUGGAGGAUCUCGAGAUAUCUUCAAUUGGAAUGCCCAUAGAAUAUCUUUCGAGAACAACUCAAAGGAUCAAAAAUGCACCUGCAGGCACAUACCUCUCCCAUUUGAAGCAUGUCACGAUCAAUAUUGACACGGAUUGGGAGGAUCCUGACUUGAUGAAGAUUUUCGACUCCUUUAUAUCACUACCUUCCCUGGCCUCAUGUUGUAUAGAAGGUUUAACGAUUGGCAAUGAGGAGCGCGAUUUCGAAUGGCACCUGCGCCCGCAUGAACUAAAUAUCGUCGACCUCGCUUUCAUUCAUUGUAAUAUUGGCGAAAAGGCGCUUUUUGAGGUACUUGGGUGUACUAAGAAUCUCAAGUCUUUCACCCUUACCUCCCUCAGAUCGGAUGCGCUUUCUACACGGCAACUGCCGGACUGGUACUGGCUCGGCGUCGGCCUGUUGCACCACGCUAAGCAAAGCCUUGAGAAGUUGACCUUGCUGCCCCAAGGCACUGCAUAUACUGAGAGCUGUAGUCUUCGCGAGUUCAAAGUGCUGCGAGAGAUCGACACCGAGCUGGCUCUGUUCUUCAACGAUCCUGACUCCAGUGUCCGAGGCUUUCCCGAGAUGCUGCCGCCUUCGAUCCGGAUCAUUCGUCUAAGGCCUCUAACCUGGCCUUUCAUGCCUUCCAUGCGCGACGUAGAUGUAUCCAGAACGUUAGAGCAAAUCCGUGAAGCAAUACUAAGCACCUUGGAAGUAAAGGACGUGCUGCUACCGCAGCUCUUGGAAAUUCAUGUGUUCACCGAGGACGACGCGCCAAACAAUGUCUUUUGGGAUAUACCAAAAGCUUGCGAUGCACAAGGAGUCUUGUUCUCGUUCAGUGUGCGAUGA
Molecule: messenger RNA, 1353 nt
Organism: Letharia columbiana
Lineage: Eukaryota; Fungi; Ascomycota; Lecanoromycetes; Lecanorales; Parmeliaceae
Exons: 1
Coding region: 1-1353 (450 amino acids)
Source: RefSeq, a predicted model, not a curated record